This is a messenger RNA of Lachancea fermentati, 2925 nucleotides long. NCBI's taxonomy places the organism in Eukaryota, Fungi, Ascomycota, Saccharomycetes, Saccharomycetales, Saccharomycetaceae. The record is from the annotation of a GenBank genome assembly.
AUGGUGGAAGAGAAUUCUAACGGGCAGGAGAAAAUAGAGCCAUCCAACAAUGGGACUCAACAACCCUCCAAGGAUGAGAAACCAGCGAACACUCAGGCGAAACAUGAAGAAGAAGAACUGUCUGAGGAAGACUUGAAGUUAAAAACCGAUCUCGAAAUCCUAGUUCAAAGACUGACAGAAGAUGAUCAAAAGCUUUAUGAGCCUUCUUUGGAGCAAUUGAAAGAGUACAUCAAAAACUCCACGAGCUCCAUGACCGCUGUUCCAAAGCCCUUGAAGUUUUUACGUCCAUCUUAUCCACAACUAUGCUCCAUCUAUGACAAAUGGACAGAUAAAAAGCUCAAAUCUUUGCUGGCUGAUACAUUGUCAGUUUUAGGUAUGACUUAUGCUGAUGAAGGUAAGCAUGACUCUUUAAGAUUUAGAUUAUUAUCUGACGAAAAGAACAUCGAAAGUUGGGGACACGAGUAUAUCCGUCACCUAGCGCUAGAAAUAGGUGAUGUUUUCAAUGAAAUGGAGGAGAAAGAGGCCAGUGACUCGUCAGAAGCUUCUCCACAACCAUCGCCACAAGAAGCCAAUUCUUCGUUCGAGUUUUCGAAGGAAGACUUAAUCCAGUUGUCUUUGGAAAUAGUGCCAUACUUUUUGAAACACAAUGGAGAAGCAGAUGCUGUAGAUUUAUUACUUGAGAUAGAAUCUAUCGAGAAGCUACCUCAAUUUGUUGAUGAAAAUACUUUCCAGAGAGUUUGCCAGUAUAUGGUCGCUUGCGUGCCUCUACUACCACCACCGGAUGAUGUUUUUUUCCUCCAAACUGCAUAUUCAAUCUAUUUGAGAGAAUCACAAUUAACAGAAGCACUUGCACUGGCAAUUCGGUUGGGGGAUGAAACUUUGAUAAGAUCAGUGUUCGAUGCAACCUCUGAUAAAGUCAUGCAUAAACAAUUGGCGUACAUUCUAGCUGUCCAAAAAUCAUCUUUUGAAUAUGAAGACGUGCAAGAUAUCAUUGGAAAUACCAAGCUUUCUGAACACUUCUUGUAUUUGGCUAAAGAACUAAAUUUAACGGUUCCUAAAGUUCCUGAAGAUAUUUACAAAAGUCAUCUCGAUAACUCCUCUAAAAGUGUCUUUGCUGGAACUGGAUUAGAUUCCGCUCAACAAAACCUUGCAGCGUCUUUCGUCAACGGAUUCUUGAACAUGGGCUACUGCAGCGAUAAAUUAAUUGUCGGUGACGACAACUGGGUUUACAAAACUAAAGGCGAUGGUAUGACUUCCACAGUAGCAAGUAUCGGCUCAAUUUUUCAAUGGAAUUUGGAUGGUUUACAACAAUUAGACAAAUAUCUAUAUGUCGAAGAGCCGGAGAUUAAAGCUGGUGCCCUAUUAGGUAUCGGUAUAUCUGCAUGCGGAGUUCACGAUGGAGAUGUUGAGCCAGCUCUACUCUUACUCCAGGAUUAUGUCACCAACUCCAAUACUAAAUUGAGCAAUAGUGCUAUCUUGGGUCUCGGAAUAGCGUUCGCUGGAAGUCGAAAUGAUGAGCUUCUUGGUCUUCUACUUCCAAUUGCAGCAGACACAAGCUUGCCUAUCGAGAGUUCUGCGAUGGCAUCCCUGGCUCUUGCACAUGCUUUUGUUGGAACCUGUAACGGCGAUAUUACUACCGCUAUUGUCGAUAAUUUAUUGGAACGUAGUGCCACGGAGUUGAAGACUGAGUGGACAAGAUUUUUAACUUUGGCGCUAGGUAUCUUAUACAUGGGCCAAGGUGAUCAGGUAGAAGAUGUAUUGGAGACAAUUUCAGCAAUUGAACAUCCCAUUACUUCUGCUAUAGAAGUAUUGAUCAAUGUUUGCGCAUACACAGGAACUGGUGAUGUUUUAUUGAUCCAGGACUUACUUCAUAGACUAACUCCAAAGAAUAAAGCUGGUGAAGAAAAAGAAGAGGACGAUGAGGAGGAGUUGGCAGUGGAUGGUGAGGCUAUGGAAGCUCUGGGUUUGGAUAACAUUCAAACUGACGAGAAUCAAGAUACCUCGGGAGCUACACAUAAAGACUCAGAGGACCAAAUGGAAGUGGAUGAAGAAUUCAAAGAUGCCAAAAGCACCGUUGAGGAGGUUGAAGCCGAGAAAGAAGAGCCAGAAAAAGAGGAAGAUGAAAAGGAAGUCGCGUUGGUAGAUGAACUUACCUAUGCCGUCCUUGGUAUUGCCAUGAUUGCCAUGGGCGAGGAUAUUGGAAAGGAGAUGUGCUUGCGUCAUUUCAGUCACCUAAUGCACUAUGGUAACGAGCACAUUCGUAAGACAGUACCAUUAGCUAUGGGUCUGUUGUCUGUAUCAGAUCCUCAAAUGAAAAUAUUUGAUACACUUUCAAGAUUCUCCCAUGAUGCUGAUUUAGACGUCUCUAUGAAUUCCAUUUUUGCUAUGGGUCUCUGUGGUUGUGGUACAAACAACGCCAGACUAGCGCAAUUGUUGAGACAGCUAGCAGGCUACUAUUCACGUGAACAAAAUGCUCUCUUCAUUACGAGACUAUCACAAGGUCUAGUUCAUCUCGGUAAAGGUACAUUAACUUUGGACGUGUUCAAUGAUGCGCAGGUUCUAAACAAAGUCACCUUGGCUUCCCUAUUAACGGUGCUGGUUGGUCUUGUAACUCCAUCUUUCAUGUUAAAACACCACUAUUUGUUUUACUAUUUGAAUAGCGGUGUAAGGCCUAAAUUUAUUUUGACACUGAAUGAAGAGGGCGAACCGAUCAAGGUGAACGUUAGAGUCGGGCAGGCUGUGGAUACCGUAGGACAGGCCGGUAAACCUAAGACCAUCACGGGAUGGAUUACACAUUCCACUCCAGUGUUAUUAGGUCAUGGAGAGAGAGCAGAACUAGAAACUGACGAAUACAUCAAUUACGCUAGUAGGGUUGAAGGUGUUAUAAUUUUAAGAAAAAACCCAAACUACAGAGAAGAGGAAUGA